Molecule: messenger RNA, 727 nt
Organism: Leptopilina boulardi
Lineage: Eukaryota; Metazoa; Arthropoda; Insecta; Hymenoptera; Figitidae
Gene: RpII18
Product: DNA-directed RNA polymerases I, II, and III subunit RPABC2
Exons: 3
Coding region: 218-601 (127 amino acids)
Biological process (GO): DNA-templated transcription
Cellular component (GO): RNA polymerase II, core complex; RNA polymerase I complex; RNA polymerase III complex
Molecular function (GO): DNA-directed RNA polymerase activity; DNA binding
Source: RefSeq, a predicted model, not a curated record
AUUUCUCCGCUAGAGCGCGUAAGUUACUUGUCAAAAAAAAGGUUGUAUUUGUGCUUGCGAUAAUUUUCAUAAUUUUUGUCAAUAAUCCGUGAUUAUUUGAAUAUAAUAAAUUGUAAAUUUUACAUUUCUUAUUUCAAUAAUAAGUCAUUAGUAUUAAUAAAGAUUUUCCCAUAUUGAGAAAUUUGUUUUUUGUUAAUCACAUUUUCUAACCUCAAAAAUGUCUGACGAGGAGUUCGAAGCCGAAGAAAUCGCAGACGAUUUCGAGGAUGAUAUUGAAUUGGAGAAUAAAGAAGAGGAGGGGGAAAAUUUUGAAUUACUCACAUCAAGAGGUGAUGAAAAUUCCGGCGGUGUUGAAACAUCAAAACGAAUAACAACAAAAUAUAUGACAAAGUAUGAAAGAGCUCGAGUUUUAGGAACGCGAGCAUUACAAAUUGCAAUGUGUGCACCAGUUAUGGUCGAAUUGGAAGGUGAAACUGAUCCAUUACAAAUUGCAAUGAAAGAAUUGAAACAGCGUAAAAUUCCAAUUAUUAUUCGUCGCUUUUUACCUGAUAACAGUUAUGAAGAUUGGGGUAUUGACGAACUAAUCAUAACUGAUCUUUAAAUUUAAAAAAAAAAACAGACCAAGUGUAUACUUUUAAGUUAUAGAUGUAUAAAUUUUUAUAUUAAUUUCCUAAAGAAUAAUUAUAAAUUGCAAAAUCUGCAUAUUAUAUUAAAUUAAGAUUCAUUA